Molecule: messenger RNA, 1106 nt
Organism: Cololabis saira (Pacific saury)
Lineage: Eukaryota; Metazoa; Chordata; Actinopteri; Beloniformes; Belonidae
Gene: hhex
Product: hematopoietically expressed homeobox
Exons: 4
Coding region: 217-1056 (279 amino acids)
Biological process (GO): regulation of transcription by RNA polymerase II; cell differentiation
Molecular function (GO): RNA polymerase II cis-regulatory region sequence-specific DNA binding; DNA-binding transcription factor activity, RNA polymerase II-specific
Source: RefSeq, a predicted model, not a curated record
CUAAACCCAGAACCAGGACCUAAAACCAGGUCCUAAACCAGGUCCAGGACCUAAAACCAGGUCCUAAACCAGGACCAGGACCUAAAACCAGGUCCUAAACCAGAACCAGGACCUAAAACCAGAUCCUAAACCAGGUCCAGGACCUAAAACCAGGUCCUAAACCAGGUCCAGGACCUAAAACCAGGUCCUAAACCAGGACCAGGACCUUUACGCACCAUGAGCGCGCCCCUGUACGCGCCCACGGCGGCGCACCCGGGGCCCUUGCUCUCGGCCGCGGGGCCCCCGGGGCCCCUGCUGUCCCCGACCCCGACCCCCUUCUACAUCGAGGACAUCCUGGGCCCGCGGCCCCCGUCCGGGCCCCCCACGCUGCUGCCGUCGGCCCGGUCCUCCUUCAGCCCGGUGCUCGGGGGCGGGGUGGUGGGGGGGCAGCACCCCGGGGUGCACCCGCGGACCCCGCACGUGUACGAGCCCACGCCGCUGCACCCCGUCCUGCACUACGCCCCUGCGGGGUUCCCGUUCCACGCGCAGCCGCCGCGCUCCGUGGGAGAGUACGCGCAUGCGCUGCUGCGGCACAACUCCCUGCAGGGGAAGCCCCUCCUCUGGACCCCGUUCAUCCAGCGGCCGCUGCACAAGCGUAAGGGCGGGCAGGUCCGGUUCUCCAACGAGCAAACGGUGGAGCUGGAGAAGAAGUUCGAGACGCAGAAGUAUCUGUCGCCGCCGGAGAGGAAACGGCUGGCCAAACUACUACAGCUCAGCGAGAGACAGGUUAAAACCUGGUUCCAGAACCGGCGGGCCAAGUGGCGGAGACUGAAACAGGAGAACCCGCAGACCUGCAAGAGGGACGCCGUGGAGGACGACCGGAGCUCCGAGCUGAACCCGGAGCCGAGUCAGACCCGGGACCGGCCCCCCCAAACCCGAGCCCCCCAGGACCAGGUCUCCCGGGCCCCCCUGGACCGGAACCCCCAGGACCGGGACCAGGUCUCCCCGGCCCCCCCGCACACACCCCAGACCGACCUGGACUCGGACUCGGACCAGGAGCUGGACAUCGAUGACUAGCUGACACUAAACCCGGAACCGAGACUAUCCGGAACCGGGACUAUCCGGAA